Molecule: messenger RNA, 3374 nt
Organism: Mycena citricolor
Lineage: Eukaryota; Fungi; Basidiomycota; Agaricomycetes; Agaricales; Mycenaceae
Source: the annotation of a GenBank genome assembly
UGGCAUCAUAGACUUUUCGCGGGAACUGUGUCAUCGGCACGCAGAAGCUGCUCACUGGUGCACUGGUCUCGACAACAGGCUGACUCCUACGCGGUUCGAACGAGUGAUCGGGAGGCCAUGCACGCGCAGGACUUUGUUAUCUAGACCUGCCUUGCGCUGUUUCUUCCACUCGCGAAUAUUGCACAAUACUCAGACUCGUCCGCAAGAGAGCUAAAGAGAUGCUUUGCACAUCCAUGUCCUCCUCAAGACUCUGAUGUCACCCAUCUAUGGUUACUCGGGACGCCCAAUGCCCCAGGAACUACACUUCUAGCGCAGUUGGUGCCGUAAAAACCAGUCAGUUAAGUAUGUCCCUUGGCUUCGCGAUUCGCUAACAUUCUAAUCUUGUCCUCUACGUACUGCAGCCGCGGGCAUGACUGUCCGACGCAUCAGAUGCAUGCCAGGCGCUCCACCGCGGAGUGCGUAUAAAUGCAACCCGCGAAGAAUGGUGGGAGCGCAAGUCCAACAACACAAUGCUCAGGAAGUUAUCGAUGUACAGCAGACUGCUCGUUGUGACCAUUGCAGCUGCGCGGAUCCAUGCUCAGACAGAUUUUGAUUGGCAAUCGCUGCCCGCUACGGCGGCCCUGAGCUGGGUACCCUGCUACUCGACACUUCAGUGCGCACAAUUAGAGGUUCCUCUUGACUACACGUCGGAUGCCGGCAAUGCAUCCAUCGCGAUCGUGCGCCUGCCCUCCACUUCACCUGCAGACCAGUACAAAGGCCCGAUCCUGUUUAAUCCUGGCGGACCGGGAGGAAGUGGGGUAUCUGCCAUUGUUGGUGUGGGCCAGCAAUUCGCCGACUUUCUGGGGCCGGAGUUCGAUAUUGUCGGAUUCGAUCCACGAGGUGUGGCGAACUCGCGACCUGCUGUCUCCUUUUUUGAGACGGCCGCCGAACGCGCGUUCUGGACGCCGCCAGACUUGAACCUGCGCUACCCGUCGUACAACGCAAGCCCGGCAGUCAUACCGAACCAGUGGGCGCAGUACCAGCUCAUCGGACAGCAAGCGGUCAAGACGGACACCGGAGACUGGCUGAAGCACAUUUCAACGGAUAAUGUCGCCAGGGAUAUGUUGGAGAUAGUCAAGGCAUUUGGGCAAGACAAGCUCAUGUAUUGGGGGGUCUCGUAUGGGACUGUGCUGGGACAGACGUUUGCGACGCUGUUUCCGGAUAACGUCGGACGGAUGGUUAUUGAUGGCGUGCUGGAUGGGGAGGCAUGGUAUUCUGCCAACCUCACAGAAGCUAUGACCGAUACGGACAAGACCCUGCAGGCGUUCUAUGAUGGAUGCGUUGCUGCCGGACCGGCCGCGUGCGACUUUUACGCGCCCACCGCGGCUGAGAUCGCGGCCAAUCUCACCUCGCUGGUGGAAUCAAUCGCUGCGCAGCCAAUUCCGGUGCUCAACAAUGUCUCGCACGGAAUCAUCGACUUUAGCUGGAUUCGCAACCUGAUCUUCGCCGCCACGUAUAGCCCUUACGACUCGUAUUCGACCUUCGCGACCCAACUCGCGCAACUUGCUGCUGGGCAGCCCGAUGCGACAUAUGCUGCGCACCAGUCGGCCCAGUUCGAGUGCGGGGACGACAACACGGCUGCGGGAAACAUCUUCGAAUCGGAAAUUGCGACGACGUGCAACGAUGCGGUGGCUGUCACGGAUCGCAUUCCUGAGCUUCGGGCGUUCUAUGAGAAUGAAGCAAAGCUGUCGAGUUUUGCGGACAUAUGGGCCGAGUGGAGGGUUUGGUGCUCCGGAUGGCGGAUCCAUCGUCCUGGUCGUUUUUCAGGACCCGUUGGUGCCAACACCAGUUAUCCUCUGCUUGUGAUUGGCAAUACGGCGGAUCCGAUCACACCUCUGCAGUGGGCCAGGAAAGCCAGCACCCUCUUUCCUGGGUCCGUCCUUCUCACUCAGAACUCGCCGGGACAUACAUCCAUCGUCGCGGCAUCGGCCUGUACACACGGAGCGAUGCAGGCAUACUUUGUUAACGGGACGUUGCCAGCAUCCGGGACCGUCUGUCAGGUCGAUAUCCCCCUCUUUCCACCCAGAACAUCGGCACGCAGCGUACAAGGCAAAGUUGUCGAUCAGGUCACGAAGAUUGCUGAUGUUGUGUUACCCAUGAUCCGUCGUACUCGCUGAACGAUUUCGAGCGAUUGACUUGGGAACCUUCUAUAGUUGCAAGAAUUGAUGCCUGUUGUGUUGAGGCCAUUGUUUUACCCGCCCCCAUUAACGGAAAAGUGUGGGUGGCGCUGGUCUCUGGAGAACAUGAGACCGUCCUUGGAGUUGCCGGGGACGUUUCUAUCCUUCUUACACUCUAUGAUCCACAAAUAUCUAUCAAUCAACCGGCACCUGUGGACACAUCGACAUUUGUUCAGACCCCCUCCUAUCUAUGAUCAAACGAAAUCCCAGGUAACGCCAGUCAAGCGGCCAACGGAGGGAUCAGCAAGCUGCGCAAAGGCCGCGGGACUAAAGUCCAAGUCUGCAGCGCCAGCGCAACCCGCGCAUCGGUCAGUGAUUGCGACCGUCACGCUCUUGCCCUCGACUGUGAUGGUUGAGCGGGAGAGAAUCAAACGAGUCAACAGGGCAACAGGAGGAGACUCACAGUUGGCAACGAUCUGUCUGCCGCAGAUCGGGUUAGUGUUCGGGUUGGCUGUGGCACCGCUGAGCGGCGAUUGGGAUGGAGAUUUAGUCCCGGGUUUUCCAUCAGUGAGAGAGAACACAAACGGGAAGGAGUCGAACGUUCCUGCUCCUACAGCAGCGAUGAAAUCAGCAUCAGUGUUGGAGAUCCCGCAUGCGCCGAGGCCGGUCUCGAAGAACGUGCCUGCGGUUCGUGGUCCCAAUUCGUUAGUCACUGGGAGCUCAACGAUCCUGGAGAAGCCUCACCGUCUCCGGAGAAGCCCUGUCUUGCCUUCAGAGCCACGGGAACCGCCGAGGCGAGAAGAAGCGGUGCGGCGAGUAGUGCGAGCGUGCGUUGGGUGAAGGCAAACAUGUUUGAUAAUGAAAAGUGGAAUGUACGCGCAGCGCACUGAGUAGGAGUGAUGAAGAGAGAAACAAAAGGGAAGCAAGGAGAAGUUGAAGACGACCACAGGGAUGGAGAUUGGACUGGUCGGCAGUGGGUCGCCAUUUAUACCAUCCGACGGAUGCACUGUUCCAUAUCUCACGGAGAGCUUAUUCUGAGUGUCAGUCAACUCGGUUGUCGUAUGAGCAUCUGUUGCCUGUUGAGCGUUACCAAGACCGGUCUGGAAUCCAUCCCGAGCUACAUCUCCAGGACGCUCGUUGUCGUCGAGUAGCAUAGCCCAUCGAUCCACAUACAAAUCUCGGCCAGAUGAAUGUUCAAGCUUCAGAAAACGCAAUUCC